CGACGUUGCGUUACAAACGCAGUCACUUCCUCCACCAAUAAAGCACCAAAAAAUUCACUUUACUCUUCUUUACCCAUUUGAUCAAAUCCGAGUCUCUUUCUUCUCUCUCUCUACAAUGGCGAAAGAACCAGUUCGCGUCCUCGUCACUGGUGCUGCAGGGCAAAUUGGAUAUGCUCUUGUUCCCAUGAUUGCCAGAGGAGUUAUGUUGGGUCCGGACCAGCCUGUGAUUCUUCACAUGCUUGAUAUUCCACCUGCUGCUGAGGCACUGCAUGGAGUGAAAAUGGAGUUGGUGGAUGCUGCAUUUCCUCUCCUUAAAGGUGUUGUUGCUACAACUGAUGUUGUUGAGGCAUGCACUGGAGUCAAUAUUGCUGUCAUGGUUGGUGGGUUCCCUAGGAAAGAAGGUAUGGAAAGAAAAGACGUGAUGUCAAAAAAUGUUGCCAUUUACAAAUCUCAAGCUUCCGCUCUGGAGAAGUAUGCUGCUGCAAACUGCAAGGUUUUGGUUGUUGCUAACCCUGCCAACACCAAUGCAUUGAUCCUGAAGGAAUUUGCACCAUCAAUAUCUGAGAAAAACAUUACUUGUUUGACGAGGUUGGACCAUAACAGGGCCCUUGGUCAAGUCUCAGAGAGAUUGAGUGUUCCAGUAUCUGAUGUGAAAAAUGUCAUUAUUUGGGGAAAUCAUUCAUCAACCCAGUAUCCUGAUGUUAACCAUGCUACUGUUAAGACAUCAGCUGGAGAGAAGCCUGUGCGUGUGCUUGUUGCUAAUGAUGAAUGGUUGAAUGGAGAAUUCAUAACGACUGUACAACAACGUGGUGCUGCUAUCAUCAAGGCUAGAAAGCUCUCUAGUGCGUUAUCUGCUGCUAGCUCUGCUUGUGAUCACAUACGUGAUUGGGUCCUUGGAACUCCGGAGGGCACUUGGGUUUCUAUGGGUGUAUACUCUGAUGGCUCAUACAAUGUGCCAGCUGGGCUUAUUUACUCUUUCCCUGUUACUUGCCGCAAUGGAGAAUGGACAAUUGUUCAAGGUCUUCCAAUUGACGAGUUGUCGAGGAAGAAGUUGGACUUGACAGCGGAAGAGCUCUCUGAGGAAAAGGCUUUGGCAUACUCGUGCCUUUCUUGAAUUCUCUUCAACCCUUCGUAUUGGCGAAGUAAGUCAGUCUUGUGGCUUGUGUUUGGAAAUAACUACAGUUUUGAAUAAUGCCAUUGUUGGAUUUUCUUGAGUGGACAAGUAACGAUGGAGAAUCUGCUUUUACAGUUCUUGUGCAUUCCUCAUUUAUACGAGGAUACUUGAAAUUUGAACACCUACUUCUGGUGGAUAGAGUAACCCCGUGUUGGGUCCAUGAAUGAGAUUUAUAAGAGCAGAGUUUUUAAUACAAAAUCGGUUAUCUUCAUUUUGUUAUGCUUCUGUCACUUGAAAAUUCUAUGCAUGCGGGAUUGCUUUGAAUACAGUAGAGAUUGAUAUAUUGAUAUUUUGGUUGAAGCAUGAAUGAUUGAAGCCUUUUCUGAUCAAUGCUUCUAUUUUCAUUGUAUCAUGUACUUGCCCUUAAAGGUGGCCUUGUGUUUAUUAAUUGAGGUAAGCUGUGCAUUUAAUUUUA
Molecule: messenger RNA, 1589 nt
Organism: Camellia sinensis
Lineage: Eukaryota; Viridiplantae; Streptophyta; Magnoliopsida; Ericales; Theaceae
Product: malate dehydrogenase 2, cytoplasmic
Biological process (GO): malate metabolic process
Molecular function (GO): L-malate dehydrogenase (NAD+) activity
Source: RefSeq, a predicted model, not a curated record